GUCUAUGUCAUUCACACAGCCACUGGCGCGCGCUGGAUUUGCGCCACCAUCGGGUAUGCGGCGCCUGUUGUCACUGUGCAAGCCACGUUCUCGGGUAUGGUCAACGGUACCAUCACCUUCAAGCAGCUUGCGGACCAGCCGCAGUCAGAGACGACGGCUCUUGUGCGCCUUGCUCGCACAGAUGGGCAGACCACCGUCGACCAUCAGUGGCACGUGCACACGACACAGCUGAACGGCAGUCCGAACUGCGCGGACGCUGGUGGCCACUUCAACCCAAGCGGCAUUUCGGAGAGCCUCGACCUCGGCUGCCUGCCCUUCCUGCCCGACCUGUGCACGUACACUGGCAACCUGUAUGGGCGCUUUGGUGCACUCACGCUGACACCGACGCUGACCAAGGCCAUGUUCACCGGUCUGGCUCUUCCCCUCUCUGGCCCAACCGCCAUCACGCCGCACUCGGUGGUGAUUCACGACCAAAACCUGGCCACGACGCGCCUGGCGUGCGCCGACUUGGGUGUCGUGGCUCCCCGCGUUUCGUCCGCCGUGUUUGCCUAUCCCGACCGCCAGAUUUACGGCAGCGUGGUCUUUUCCCAAGUCUCUGCAGUUGAUCCCGUGCUCGUCUCGGCACAAGUGUUUGGUCUGUUUGACGGCGAGGCCUUCCCCUGGCACGUGCACAUUCUGCCCGUGGAUGGCACCACCGGAUCCUGCGCCAGCACGGCAGGGCACUGGAGCCCGAACGGCGCCAACGCCGCUGCUGCUGGCUACUCGACGAGCUGCAACGCAACCUCGCCCUACCGCUUCACCACCUGCGAGGCUGGCGAUCUGACGAGCAAGUUUGGCAAGCUGUACAAUGGCCAGCGUAUUGUUGGCGAGGACUAUGGCGGUCUGACACUGUUCGGCCCGCGUGCCAUCCUUGGCCGCUCGGUGGUUAUUCACCGCGCCGAUACAACGCGCUACCUUUGCGCGACCAUGGAUGCGCUUGUACCCUCGAACGUGGCGCAGGCAACCUUUUCGACUCCUUUCAACGUCAACGGCGUCAUGACGUUCCGUCAGGCCUUGUUUGCUGCUGGGGACGCUUUGCCACCGACAACCUACUCGACCACGGUUGCCAAGUCGGACGGCUCUGCCGCAACCUUUGGCCACAACUACCACGUCCACCUGGCACCUGUCAACAUCACCACCAACGACUGCGCCUCCACACUCGGCCACUUUGAUCCGUACGGCGCUGCUGCUUCUCCCACCUACGCCACCGACUGCACACCGCUCACCCCCUGGAAAUGCGAGCUCGGCGAUCUCAGCGGCAAGCAAGGCCAGCUCAACAUUCCGACCACCAUGUCGCUGGCCGCGCAAGGCCAGUAUGCUGACGUAAACCUGCCUCUGUCGGGUCCGCAGACGAUUGUGGGACGUGCGGUGACCAUCCACGCCGCAGGUGGUGGCUCAACGCGAUAUGCGUGCGCGACGCUGAAGCCCGCAGCAGCCAAGACGGCCAACGCCUACUUUAACUCCCAAGGCGUUGUCGGCGUGAUUUCCUUCUCGCAGACCAACCAGUAUGACCCUGUUGCCAUCAGCGUUCAGCUUGACGGUGUCACCGGCUCCGUGUCCAAUCGCCCGUGGCACGUUCACACCUUCCCCGUGGAGACGGACUGCUCGGCAGCGAGCGUCGGUGGCCACUUCAACCCGUUCAAUGCCCCAGCAUCCUCGGCCGGCUACGCGACGACGUGCAAUGCAAACUCGGCCUCCCGCCACGUGUCUUGCGAGACGGGAGACUUGAGUGGCAAGUUUGGUCCGCUGGUGAAUGGCAAGAUUGCCGGCCAGCCUGGCCGCAUUGUCGAGUCGUUUGUCGACCCCACCAUCUCGUUGUAUGGCAUCAACUCGAUCGCUGGCCGCUCCGUCGUGAUUCACCAAGCCGAUGGCACUCGCUGGAUUUGCGCAACCAUUGGCCUCGCGCGCCCAGUCAUCACCGUUCGCGCAGACUUUGCCGGCGUUGUGAACGGUUCCGUCACGCUGAAGCAGCUUGCAGACGACCCUCUGUCGCCAACGAGCAUUCACACAAAGCUCUUCCGCACAGACGGUACCACGACAAACAACCACAAUUGGCACGUGCACAUCAACCCCGUGGCGACGCCUGGCGACUGCGCGUCGACGGGUGCGCACUACAACCCGCUCGGCGUCGACACGUCGAAUCCCACAACCUACGCAUCGCUUUGCACCCCGCAGACUCCCGCCAACUGCGAGCUGGGCGACCUGACCCUCAAGCACUACCAGCUGAACAUUACCACCUCUGCCACGAAAACCUUUACGAGCGACGUGAUGCUUCCGCUUUCCGGCACAAACAGCGUGGCUGGGCGUUCGAUUGUCAUUCACGACCAAAACGGCGGCGCUGCUCGAAUUGCAUGCGCCUCGCUGUACGUUGUGCAGCCCAAAACCGUCCAGGCUUCCUUCAGCGCGGCCAGCUCGACUGGUGGCAACGUGCCAUGGGCGACCGGCACCAUCACACUGUCGCAAACAUCCCCGAGUGACCCCACUUUUAUCAGCGUUGCAUUGUCGAACGUGGUCGCUCCCCUGGACUGGUCGAUCAAUGCCUUCCCCGUCGAACAAGGCUGUGCCGCGCUCUCGGUUGGCUCCAUGUUCAGCUCUGGCAGCAUUGUGAAUGGUGCGCGUCGUGAUUUGGCCUUCGACCCCAACGCCCCAAUCUGCUCCGCGUCCAGCCCCUUCCGAUUUGCCUCGUGCGUUGAAGGCAACCUGUCGGGCAAGCACGGCACCAUCAUGCCGGACUCGACCACCUUUGCCGACAACAACUUGCAGCUGUUUGGCCGCUGGUCGGUUUCUGGCCGUUCGAUUGUCUUGCGCAACAACCAAACCGGACAGUACGCAUGCGCCACACUGUCCAUCACGAGCGUGCCCACAAUCACCGCCAUUGCCAGGUUCUCGUCGCCCGUGGUGACUGGAACCAUCACGCUCACGCAAGAGGCCAACGACCCCACCGCGCCGACCAGCGUCUAUGUCAACGUCUUCCGCAUGGAUGGCACCACCUCCAACAACCACAUGUGGCACAUUCACGUCAACCCCAAGAAUGGCACGGACUGCUUGACCACGGGCGGGCACUACAACCCGCUGGGUGUGGACUUGACCCAGCCCGCGUACGGCAACACGUGCACGCCAAGCACUCCUUUCGGCUGCGAGCUCGGCGAUCUGUUUGGCAAGCACACGGCACUCACGCUGGGUGGCAUGCCGCGCAGCCAGCGAUUCUUUGAGACGGAUGUCCAGCUGCCCCUCUCUGGCCCCAACUCUGUCAUGGGACGCUCCAUUGUCAUUCACAAUGCAAAUUUGGCCACGACUCGCUUGGCUUGUGCCGACAUUGUCCCCGCAGCGACCGCCCAAGCGCGCACUCUGACCGCAGUGUUCAACGGCGUGAAUGGCGUGGUUGGCACCAUCACAUUCAGCCAAGCCACACCAACCAGCCCAACCAACAUUACUGUUGAUCUCGCCGGCCUGAACAGCCAGGCCGAAUCGACCUUGUCCUGGCACAUUCACCAGUUUGAGGUUGCCUCGCCCGGCGACUGCUCUGCCCCUUCGACUGGCGGCCAUUACGAUCCGUUCGCCGCUGCAGCCAGUCCCACGUAUGCGACCAAUUGCAACCCUGCCAGCGGAACCAAGCUGUCCUCGUGCGAGAUUGGUGAUCUCAGCGGCAAGUGGGGCAAGCUCACGUAUGCGCCAAUGUACAUUCAGGACCCCUCCGUGACCUUGUUUGGCCCGCGCUCCAUCAUGGGUCGCUCAGUCGUGGUGCACCUCGCCUCGAGCGCUCGCUGGGUGUGCGCCUCCAUCGGUUACCCGAAGCAGGUGAAGGUUGUUCGCGCAGACUUUACCGGCUCUCCCGUCAGCGGCAGCAUUACCCUGCGCCAGAGCGUGGAGGAUCCCGAUGGUGAAACGACCAUUCUGACAAACUUGGUGCGCACCGACGGCGGGGCGCUCUCCCAAAACCCGUGGCACGUCCACAUCCUCCCUGUGGCCCCCGAUUGUGCCAGCACGACUGGGCACUACAAUCCCUACACUGCGGCGCUCGGUCUGUGCUCGCCUCAGGAGCCGUACUUGUGCGAGCUCGGCGACCUUGCCAACCGUCAAGGCUACCUCGGCUUGUCCACGGCAGGCGGCAAGUCGAUGCUGGUGGACACCUUCCUCCCGCUGUCGGGCCCGACCAGCGUGACGGAUCGCUCGAUUGUCAUUCAUGACGCCACCACCCCGACCAUCCGCAUUGCUUGCGCAACUCUGUCCUACGUGACGCCACGCAUCGUCACCGCCGUGUUUGACGGCGCCAACACCAACGGCGUGACUGGCACCAUCACCUUGACCCAGCAGACGAUCAACGACCCCACCUGGAUUAGUGUUGCUCUGUCUGGCGUGGCGCAGAUCCCCUUGCCGCUGCCCUUCCACGUGCACGCCUUCCCCAUUGACUCGGCGGAAGCGGAUCGCUGCGGUGCUGCCUCGACAGGUGGCCAUUACAUCCCUCUGCCCAUUGACUACACCCAAUGCACCACGACCAGCGCACGUCGCUUCCAAGCCUGCGAGGUGGGUGACCUUUCUGGCAAGCUCGGACGCAUUGCGGGCUACUCGCUCCAAGGCUGGGACUACAUGCUCCCGCUCUUUGGCCGUUACUCUGUGGCCGGUCGAUCCAUUGUCAUUCAUCGCACCACAUCCGAGCGAUGGGUGUGCGCCUCGCUCGGCUACCCGAACGAUGCGCCGGUUGUGAGGAUUGUGGCCAACUUUACCAGCCAGUCCAGCCUCUUCACGGGUGCCGUCACGUUGACACAGAUUGCAAGCGAUCCGACCUCCGAAACCUACGUGCAAGUGAAGCUGGCCCGCACCGACUCGGCCGCCUCCACGGGCCACAAGUGGCACGUUCAUGUCAACCCGGUCCAGGGUGACGGCUAUUCCAGCAAUACCACGCGCUGUCUCUCGACUGGUGGACACUACAACCCGACCAACGCGCCCGUCAGCGACCCCAUUGCGUACGCCGCGUGCUCGAGCAGCAACGUGACCGCCUGCGAGUUGGGCGAUUUGGCAGGCAAGCUGGCCCAGCUCAACUUUACGGCCGGCAAUGCGGUGAACAAGCAAAUGUGGACUGACACGUGGCUGCCGCUCACUGGACCGUGGAAUGUCACCAACCGCGCGAUUGUCAUCCACGAUCAGAACCAAGGCUCGACCCGACUCGGUUGCGCCUCGUUUGACACGGCAUUUGUCCCAGUCACCCCAUCUGCAAGUGCCACUCCCAGCCAGGGCGCGCCAGCAGAAGACUCUUCCAGCAGCAACGCUGGCGCCAUCGCUGGAGGGGUUGUCGGUGGCCUUGUGGGUGGUCUUCUCCUCAUCUUGCUCGUAAUCUUCUUGUUGCGCCGUCGUCGCGGAUUGUCCUCGCGCAAGCGAGUCCAUCGCUCGCCGUCAUCGUCGGGCAAGGCUGAUAUCGAACGCAACGAUGCGUACGUGUCCCCAGCGUCGUCGGUCUCGGUGCAGAUGAAGCCGAUGAGUGCGCCGCCUUCCCGCGCGCCGCCCAGCCUUGCUGCUGCCGCUGCCCCUGCUGCUGCUGCCCAGGUUACUCCUCGCCCCAUCACUGCAUCACCUCCGCGCAGCGUCAAGCCUGCACCCACCCCUCGGCCCUCCGCCACUGGUGUUUCUGCGGCGUUUGAAGUCUACCGUGCCAUCUACCCCUACGCGCCGCAGUACCCCGACGAGCUCGAGCUGGCUGAAAACGACAUUGUUCUCGUCACGGCCAAAGCGGCGGAUGGUUGGUUCACCUGCAAGAACACGCGCACCAAGGCUGUUGGCAAGAUUCCUGGCAACUACUGCGAGCUCGACGCCAACGCCGACUAUCCCGGCAAGGGCUCUGCCGCGCCCAAGGCCGCGCCGAGGCCCUCGCCCGCAGCCAAGCCCACGCCCCCUGCCAAGCCUUCAAUGACUUCUAGCAAUGACUACUCGAGUUCCGAGAAUUUGAUUGCGUCGCGCCCUUCUGGUCCCAACAAGCCGGCUCCGACCCCACGACCGUCCGGGCUUUCUCUUCCGCCCAAGCCCACCCCAGCCCAGCGAUAA
This is a messenger RNA of Capsaspora owczarzaki ATCC 30864, 6075 nucleotides long. RefSeq lists its product as hypothetical. The transcript has a single exon. Gene Ontology annotation, biological process: superoxide metabolic process. Lineage: Eukaryota; Filasterea; Ministeriida; Capsasporidae. Gene Ontology annotation, molecular function: metal ion binding; protein binding. The record is from RefSeq and is a predicted model, not a curated record. The annotation marks the transcript as partial.